Messenger RNA from Closterium sp. Naga37s-1, 2703 nucleotides. The record is from the annotation of a GenBank genome assembly. Lineage: Eukaryota; Viridiplantae; Streptophyta; Zygnematophyceae; Desmidiales; Closteriaceae.
AUGGCGAAGCGCAAGGAGGAUCCGUUACAAGCAGAGGACGCGCACGACAAGCUGGAGCUGAUGCCGCUGGGCGCGGGCAACGAAGUGGGGCGGUCGUGCGUGUUCAUGUCGUACAAGGGCAAGAACGUGCUGUUCGACUGUGGCAUUCACCCCGCCUACUCGGGCAUCGCCGGGCUGCCCUUCUUUGACGAGAUCGACCCCUCCUGUAUCGACGUGCUGCUGGUGACGCACUUUCAUCUCGACCAUGCCGCGUCACUGCCUUACUUUCUCUCUAAGACCAACUUCCAGGGACGCGUGUUCAUGACCCAUGCCACCAAGGCCGUCUAUCGCCUGCUGCUCUCUGACUUCGUGCGAGUCAGCAAGGUGGCUGUGGAUGAUGCCCUGUUCACGGAGCAAGACAUUCAACAGAGCAUGGAGAAGAUUGAGGUCAUUGAUUUCCACCAGAUUCACGAGGUGAACGGUAUCAAGUUCUGGUGCUACACGGCGGGGCACGUGCUGGGAGCAGCCAUGUUCGCGGUGGAUAUAGCGGGAAUCAGGGUGCUCUAUACGGGGGAUUACUCGCGCGAGGAGGACCGCCACUUGAGAGCAGCCGAAGUGCCGCCCUUCUCUCCGGACCUCUGCGUCAUUGAGUCAACGUUUGGUGUACAGAUUCACGAGCCACGGGAAGUGAGGGAGCGUCGAUUUCUCGACUUUGUGGUGGGAACGGUGUUGAACGGAGGGAGGGUGCUCAUCCCGGCGUUCGCCCUGGGGCGAGCGCAGGAGCUGCUGCUCAUUCUGGACGAGCACUGGAGGGGCCAUCCGGAGGUGCAGCACGUGCCGCUGCUCUAUGCGUCGCCCCUCGCAAGGAAAACUAUGGUCGUGUAUCGCACUUACCUAAGCGCCAUGAACGACCGCAUUCGCGAGCAAGCGGAAGUCUCCAACCCGUUUGACUUCCGGUUCAUCAAGUCGCUGAGGAGCAUUGCUGAAUUCGAGGACACGGGGCCGGCUGUGGUGAUGGCUAGCCCGGGUGGGCUGCAGAGCGGUCUAUCCCGUCAGCUAUUCGACAUGUGGUGCCAGGAUGCCAGGAACACGUGUUUGAUCCCAGGGUACGUGGUGGAGGGCACGCUAGCCAAGACCAUUCUGAGCGAGCCCAACGAGGUGACCCUCCAGUCCGGUGCCACAGUCCCGCUCCGCAUGAAGGUCCACUACGUGUCCUUCGCAGCCCACGCCGACUACCCGCAGACCUCCCACUUUCUGGAGCAGAUCCGUCCCCCCCACAUCGUGCUGGUUCACGGGGAGGCGCACGAGAUGGCACGGCUUAAAGCCAAGCUUGCGCUGCAUUUCAAGGACUCGUUGGCCCCGCCGAGUAUUCACACCCCGAAGAAUUGCCAGGGCGUGGAGUUUUUUUUCAAGGGGGAGAAGAUUGCGAAGGUGGUGGGGAGGAUUGCGGAGAAGGGGGGGGUUAUGGCUCCUGAUGGGGAGGAGGAUGGGGAGGGGGAGGGUGGUGAUGCUGCUGCUGCCGGUACUGGUGCUGGUGAUAGUGGUGGUGCUGCUGCUGCUCCGGCAAUCAAAGCAGCAGAGGUUACGGGAGGGCUGGUAGCAUCAAGCAACCCAUCGAGCAAAGCAGGUGCCACCCAAGCAACUACGGGAGCAGGAGCAGCAGGGGGAGGAGCAACAGGGGGAGGUGCAAUGGCGGGAUGUGCAACAGAGGCAGCUGAACCAACAGGGGGAGCAGCAGCAGGGCGCACUAUAAGUGGGCUGCUAGUGCGCAAGGGCUUUAACUACCAGCUACUAGACCCUCAGGACCUCCCCUCCUACACCUCCCUUGGACUCGGCACCGUGGUUCAGAGGCAGUCCGUACCCUUUAUAGGCCCGUUCGAACCCAUUAUAAGGCGCCUGGAGAUGCUGUUUGACUCGGUCGUGCUUAUAAAGGAUGCGGGCGUGCCUGCAGUGCAGGUGCAUGAGAAGGUGAUUGUAGCGAGGGAGGGGGAAGACAGGGUGGUGCUGCAGUGGGCGUCCGAGCCUGUGGGAGAUAUGCUGGCAGAUUCGAUUGUGGCUCUGAUGCUGCAGCUGGAAUCCGGGCGGCAAACUGGCAAGGACCUGACGCUGCUGACGUCAGCAGGAGGAGGGAGAGGAGGAAGAGGAGUGAAAGUGGAAGGUGGGGGAAGGGAGGGAGGAGAGACUUUUGAGAAUUCUCAAAAGUCACUCCCAUAUGGAAGGGAGGGAGGAGAGAAGGUGGUGAAGGGAGAGGAGCUGGAUGAAAAGACAGGUGCUUUGGUUGUCGGAGAGAGCGAUAAGAAGAGGAAAGAGAAGGGCGAGGAGGGCGGAGGAGGCAAGGAGGAAAUUCAAGAGGAGGGGAAGGAGGAAGCUAAAUCGAAGGCUAUUGCGAAGGGAGAGGAGGGACAAGGAGAUGGAGAGGGAGAGGGAGAGGGAGAGGGGGAGGAAGGAGGGAAGUGGAGGUGGCUUAGAGAGGACGAGAUGAAGCACUUGGAGCGAGUGCUAGAGAGUAUGUUUGGCGGAGUGAGGAGGGACGGCGAGGAGGGGUUGAGAGUGAGUGUGGAUGGGGUGGAGGUGAGUGUGAGAGUGGGGGAGGAGGGAGGGGAGGUGGAGUGUGUGGAGGAGGGGCUGAAGAAGAGAGUGAGGGAGGCUGUGAACCGGUUUCUAGCAGCUGUUCGCCCUAUCCCUCCGCCCGUUGGCUCUGCCGUAGGCUUGAAGAAAAGUUAG